This is a messenger RNA of Amborella trichopoda, 2789 nucleotides long. RefSeq names its product Ankyrin repeat family protein. Gene Ontology annotation, cellular component: cytoplasm. The record is from RefSeq and is a predicted model, not a curated record. Gene Ontology annotation, molecular function: protein binding. Lineage: Eukaryota; Viridiplantae; Streptophyta; Magnoliopsida; Amborellales; Amborellaceae.
CAGAGAGAGAGAGAGAGAGACACAAGAAUGGGAUGGGAUGGGAUGGGAUGGGAUGCUAUGCUUUGUCGAUCGACUCUGCUCUUUCUCUUAAGCUCCACUCUCUCCAUUAAUGGCGGCCUCCUCCUCUCUCUCUACAACUUGAGAACUGGCCCAUAAUCACAACCUGAACCAUACCCUAGAAGGAAGAAGGACUGAGCGCCUUAAUCCGACUUCCAACUUGAAUUAUUCCCAAGAAGAUUCAAGUGGUCAAGGUUUAUUCUUCUGUUGAGUUCGUCUUCUUCCUCUUCUACUACUACUACCACCAUGAUGUUCCUUUCUUUCUUUCUUUUGGGCCCAUAACCAUAUAUCCAACCUGGAAAACCAUCUCCAACAAGAAAGAAGCGACUAUUAGACAGAAGAAUCAAAAGGGACCAUCAUAACCAAAGAAAAACAACACUAACCGUCCCCUUCUCUUCCUCCUCCAACCAUGGAGGACUGGUCCAAAUAUGCCCACAGCCCCGCUCACUUAGCUGUGGUGCGUCAGGACCAUGCUGCCCUCCGCUGUCUCCUCUCCUCCCUCCCUCGCCUCCCCCGCCCAGGUGAAGUCACCACUGAAGCAGAGUCCAUCAAUGCCGAAUCUAUUGCCGACUCCCUCUCGUCCGUAAUUGACCGUCGAGAUGUUCCCUUUCGUGAAACACCUCUCCACCUCGCCGUGCGCCUCAAAGACCCCAUCUCCGCGGAUCUCCUCUUGUCUGCUGGCGCAGAUUGGUCCCUUCAAAAUGCUUCAGGAUGGUCGGCCCUCCAAGAAGCUGUGUGUUCUCGCCAAGAAGGCAUAGCAGCUUCUAUUGCUCGACACUACCAACCUUUGGCUUGGGCCAAGUGGACCCGUCGACUCCCUCGCAUUGUUGGUGCGCUAUCUAGGAUGCCAGAUUUUUACAUGGAGAUUUCAUUCCAUUUUGAGAGCUCAGUGAUCCCCUUCAUCUCACGAAUUGCUCCCUCUGAUACAUAUAGGGUGUGGAAGAGGGGGGCAAGCCUUAGGGCCGAUACCACUCUUGCAGGGUUCGAUGGAUUUAGAAUCCAUAGGUCUGAUCAGAGCUUCCUUUUCUUGGGGGACCCUAAAAUCGAUGGUUUUGAUCCUGGUUCACUCUUGGUGCUCUCACACAAGGAGAAGGAGGUUCAUGACGCACUCGAAGGUGCAGGAAGCGCGCCCUCAGAGGCAGAGGUGGCCCAUGAAGUUGCCCUAAUGUCACAAACAAACAUGUAUAGACCGGGGAUCGAUGUGACACAAGCUGAGCUCUUGCCCCACUUAAAUUGGAGGCGACAAGAGAGAGCCGAGAUGGUGGGGCCUUGGAAAGCUAAGGUCUAUGACAUGCUCAAUGUGAUGGUUAGUGUGAAGUCGAGGCGGGUACCAGGGGCCAUGACCGAUGAGGAACUAUUCGUGGCUGAAGAGGAGAAAAGGAACUCAAAUGGGGGAGAGGGAUAUGAGGAUGUGUUGACCCCUGAAGAGAAAUCACAGCUUGAUUCGGCACUUAAAAUGGGGAAUUCGGAUGGGUUUGAGGAAGAGGGUCUAGAUAGUGGUGGUGGGGUCAGCUCAAAUGGCUCAAAUGGGAUUGUUAAAGAGAAGAAGGCUUGGUUUGGGUGGAAUGGGAAGAAGGGUUCAGGGGUGAAGGGCGAGGAGAAUUGUGGUGGUGGUGAUGAGGGGAAGAUUUUCAAGAAGUUUUCAAAGUUGGGACCAGAGGGGAGUGGGGGUCACAGUAAUGGGAGUUUGGAUCGUGGGUCGGGUGAGUUUGGGAAGGAAAAGGAGAGUAAGAAGAAGAAGAAGAAGGGCGGUGGGUUGGGGAACGAGCCUAAGAAUGAGAGCGAGUAUAAGAAGGGGUUAAAACCUGUUUUGUGGUUAACACAGGACUUCCCUUUAAAGACUGAGGAGCUGCUUCCUUUGCUUGAUAUAUUGGCGAAUAAGGUCAAGGCUGUAAGGAGACUGAGGGAGCUUCUGACCACCAAACUACCUACUGGGACUUUUCCUGUCAAGGUUGCCAUUCCUAUCGUUCCAACCAUCCGGGUCCUCGUGACUUUCACAAAGUUUGAGGAUUUUCAACCAUCCGAAAAGUUCUCAACCCCACUUUCAAGCCCCGCUUAUUUCCAGGACACCAAAGCCAAAGAUACUGAGGUAUCUGGCACAUCAUCCGGCUCGUGGGUCUCAUGGAUGAGAGGAAGUCGAGGCCAAUCAAGUGAAGCCCAAUCAUCUGAAAGCCAUUUGAGGGAUGAUUCGGACCCUUUUCAUAUACCCUCAGAUUACACUUGGGUAGAUGCAAAUGAGAAGAAGAGGAGAAUGAAGGCUAAGAAGGCCAAAAACAAGAAGGGUAAGAAACAGGCGGCACGGAACAAUUUGGAGGGGCAACAUCUCAGCGAACCAGAUGAGUAGUUUUAGAGCAUUUGAUUGACAAGAUCUCAGAUUUGAUGAUUGAUUCGUUUAAUUGGUAGAAGAGCUUUCAUAGCGUGAGGAAUGGGUUUAGUAUAUCUGUUAAUGGGAGCUUCUGCCAUUGUAUGAUGUGAUAUUUGGGAGAGGCCAAAUAUCUUUUUCCCCCUCCUAUUUCUUUUUUGGUUUUCUAAUUUAAUGUGUAUGUUGGAUAACCCCACCAAAAGUUGGGUCCUUCUUGUUUAUGGGCUUCGUUUGGGUUCUGCUUCCUUUGUGGGGUUUCUCAUCUCUCUUUCCCGUGUUUUCAGGCAAUGCUUUUGUAAUCGUGUUAUCUUUUGCUGCUGCUAACACCAUUUGUUUGCAAAGAGGUCUUUAAAAAUGCUUGGGUUUUGGC